Messenger RNA from Beta vulgaris subsp. vulgaris (sugar beet), 2918 nucleotides. Its product is annotated as U-box domain-containing protein 30. The coding region runs from base 748 to 2088 and encodes 446 amino acids. The record is from RefSeq and is a predicted model, not a curated record. Gene Ontology annotation, biological process: protein ubiquitination. The transcript has a single exon. Lineage: Eukaryota; Viridiplantae; Streptophyta; Magnoliopsida; Caryophyllales; Amaranthaceae. Gene Ontology annotation, molecular function: ubiquitin protein ligase activity.
AUAAUCAUUUUAAAAAAAACUAGCUCUUAAUUUUAGUGUUAUUUCAGCACCAGCCCCAAAAGAUGAGCACAGAGAGAGCGAGAAGAGGGGGGAAGGAUGCUAAUUUUGCAGUAGUAGAUAAAACCUCUUCUUCUCUCUUCUUCACUCCUCAAUAAACAAAAAAAAAACACCUCUCUUCUUCACUUCACUUCUUUCUCUCUCCUCUUUCUCUCACUUCAUUUUUUUCUCCCAAAUCUCUCAAAGAUCUGAGAUUAAUUAAUUAGGGUUUCUCAAUUCCUACUUCAAAAUUAAUCUCUGGGUCACAUUUAUUACCUCAUUUAAUUGGAUCAAAGAAGCAUAUAACCCAAAAAAAAAUCACGAGGUUGAUGAUUUGUUGUUGAUUGGAAGUUCCAAAAAAAAAAACUAAGCUUAUUUUUGAUGAUAAUGAUGAUGAUGAUGAUGAAAAUGAAGCAGAUGAAGAACAAGAAGAAGGAAACACUUUUGACCAAAGAAAGAGAAAAAGAAGUCAUUCAGUUUCAGAUAAUAAAAAGCAGCGAAAAGAUGUCUCCUUUGAUAGGUAUUGUUGCUUGUUAUUGUCAAUGAAUGAGUGUGAAAGAUUAUAAAAGUAAGAAAACGAAAGCUACCCAUUAUAUUUCUUCUUUUUACAAACUAGUAUUUGGUAAUUUUUUCAUCUCCACAAAACUAACAAAAAAAAACUUGUGAUUUUUGUUGUUGGGUAAUUUGAGAAAAAACAAAAAAAAAAUAAAAAUGCCGAUGUAUCAGCCACCAAGAAGUGUGGUGGAGGUGGGUGGUGGAGGGCAAGUAUUAGAUCUAGAAACGGCGGUGAAAGACGGUGUAUUAGGCGGCGUAGACGAAAGCGAAACCGGGUUUUCGCCGAUUUCGGAGAAAUUGGAUCUGAAGAAGAUGGUUGAGGAGUUAGAUUUCAUAGAAGUACCAACAGUUUUCAUUUGUCCAAUUUCAUUAGAACCAAUGCAAGAUCCAGUGACUCUUUGUACAGGCCAAACAUAUGAGAGGUCUAAUAUUAUGAAAUGGCUUUCUUUAGGUCAUUUAACUUGUCCUACUACAAUGCAAGAACUUUGGGAUGAUUCUAUUACUCCUAAUAAAACCCUUCAACAUUUGAUUGUUAGUUGGUUUUCUCAGAAAUUUUUAGCUAUGAAGAAGAAAUCUGAGGAUGUUCAAGGUAGGGUUUUGGAGAUUUUGGAGAAUUUGAAGAAAGUUAAGGGUCAAUCUAGGGUUCAAGCUCUUAAGAGACUUAGAGUAAUUGUUGCUACUCAUUUUUCUGCUAAGAAAACUAUGGUGGAUAAUGGUGGGGUUGCUUUCUUGACUUCUUUGCUUGGUCCUUUCACUUCCCAUGCUGUUGGGUCUGAAGUUGUUGGUAUUCUUGUUAAUUUGAGUCUUGAUUUUGAGUCCAAGACGAACUUGACUCAGCCGGCGAAGAUCUCGUUGAUGGUUGAUAUGUUGAACGAGGGUUCUAUUGAAACCAAGGUUAAUUGCACGAAAUUGAUCCAGGGUUUGAUGGAAAUCAAUGAUUUCGACCCCCAGCUGGUUUCGAGCUUGAGCCUUUUGGUGGGGUUGUUGAAAUUGGUCAAGGAUAAGCGCAACUCUAGUGGUAUUCAACCUGGGCUUUCGUUGCUCAAGAUGAUUAGCUUACAUGAGUGUGUUCGGGGUUCAAUUGUUAGCAUUGGGGCUAUCCCUCAAUUGAUUGAUCUUUUGCCUAGUUUGAAUGCUGAGUGUUUGGAAUUGGGACUCUCGAUACUCAACAAUUUGGGUAGCAUUCAAGAGGGGACAUUGGCCUUGAAAGCUUGUCCUAACACAAUACCGAACUUGGUGAAACUGUUGAUGAGAAUCUCGGAGAAUUGCACUCAAUUGUCAUUGUCCAUUCUGUGGGCAGUUUGCAAGUUAUCUCCUGAAGAGUGUGCGCCUUUAGCAGUCGAAGCUGGCUUGGCGGCCAAACUUCUGCUCGUAAUCCAGAGUGGUUGUAACCCAACAUUGAAGCAACAAUCAGCUGAGUUGUUGAAAUUAUGUAGUUUAAAUUAUACAGCUACAAUUUUCAUUUCCAAAUGUAAGCUUACAAGAACAUUGCAAUGAAAGUAAAUGUUUGGUAGAAAUUGUAUUUUUUCUUUUGCAUACAGAGUCUUGCAGUUUUUCUUCGACAAACAAAUUCAUUGAAGAUUCUUUGUUAAGGAAAAAGAGCAAGUGUAAUGAGGUCUCUUGAGGAAAUGUCUAUUGUUGUGUAUAAAAGAAAAGAGGGAUCUCAUUCCAUGGAGCAGCUUUCAAGCGAUCCGAUGGGUUGUCAACUCCGGCUUCUCCCACAUCCGAGUCUGGUGUUAAAGUAUGAUUCUUGCACCUCCAGCUUGCAAAAGAGUGAUACAGAACGAUUCUUGCACCUCAAUGGUUCAUUCGGAUAUAGCUCAAGAUUGAUGGCGAUUUAGCUCAAGAUUGAGCUGCAAAGUAUACAGGUGACAUUCAGGUGCAGCAUCUUAAUUGAAAAACAUUGCAAAUUUUCAUGUGGAAGGUUGAAGUGCCAAGUUUGUGUGACUGUGCUGAUGAGACAGUACUUAGGUAGACCUACAUUGAAGGGUUACAGUCUGUAAAGAUAGGUUUCAACAUUUGAUUAGUUCAUGUACAAUUAGAAAUGUUCAAAUCCUUUUAUUUUCCUGAGAAUAACCUUUAGAUUCUCUUAGCUCUUAUUGCAACUGUUUGCAUCAAAAUUACUGUUGUUUAAGUGUCAGAUUUUGGCCACUUUUUUGUAAUCCAGCUAACUCCAUUCUUGCUUUUGAGUUGUUAUUUCUAGGAUAGUUUUAGAGUUUUGAACUUUCCCUUUAGUUUCAAGAUGUAAAUUUCUCAUAAGAAUUCUGAAAAUUUGAAGAUGUAUGAUUUGUAAUGUGGUAAAAACUAACUACCCAAGUUUUGGAUCA